CAGGCUCAUCUGCCCAGAUUUCCCCUAUCUUAAGACGUGGGGGAAUUUCCAGAGUAUGCUUGAUUUCAAGCGUAACGUCUUCAAGCGUAACUUUAUGCUUGACUCAUGAAUGGUCAACAGGUAACUUAACCAUAUCAAGGGAGGCAUGGAGCCAUUGGGACAGGGCUACAGGUGUUUCAUUGCGAUGAGAUUUCCUAUAAAGGGCCCCAAAACAGCCAGGGCGACAGAGAGUGACAAGCGACAUCGUAUUCAAACAGUCACAUUCUAACACAAAUCACAGCCCUACACGCAACGACACCUAACCUUAAACUUGCACGGAUUGCGACCACUGAAACACACACGUGCACUGUGUCAGGUGCCAAAAGGGGUGCCAGAGGGGCGAUACACUAGGCAGGAACUUACUUGUUGUGGCUGAGCUAGACCAAAGGCAAGACAAGAGUGAAUUCUAAAUUUCAUGAUCUCACCUGCAAACGUCGGUCCAUGGCUGAACGCUUUCUAGAUUAUCCAGGGUUUGAACAGGAGUGGAGUUUUUGUUCUUCUCCCCGCCGCGCAAUCAGCUGUCGGCGUCAGCUGUUAAUGACGUCUUCUGCUUCUGUUCUUGUUUUGUAGCAGACCUGCAGUCUUUUCGUGUCCCCGGAUAAAUAAUAGGCAUUCCUUGAAAUGCUUCCUUACAAAUGCCCAUGUUUGAGAGCUCAGACGUGUUGCGGCAGGAUGCGGCCACUCGUGCUCCUGCUUUCAGAUGCAAAUGACGAGUUACUUUUCUCGCCUUUUCAAGUUCACAGUAUUAACCUCCACUCGACAUGGCUGCCUCAAUAAUUGUUUUUAUGGGGAUUUCCACGUUUGAAAGCACAAGCGCGAUGCGGAAGGACUCAGCCACUCGUGCUGCUGCUUCCAGACGCAACUGACGACUCGCCUCUUCAAGGUCAUCAAGUCUACUCCUUAACCUCCAAUCAUCAUGGUUUUUUUUAAAUUGUGUUGUACUCAUCCACCUGCCAGUCAUCAACUUUGGCACAGUCCGAACAAGCAAUGCCUGAGGCACCAGCAGAUGCAGAGGAGGAAGAAGAUGCUUCCUGUAAUAACUCUGCAGCCCCGGCACCCAUGGUCCAACCGAGCACACCAGGAAAGGCAGAGGCAGAAGACGAAGAGGAAGUUUACAGUGAGUACCUUACUUGUGUCUACGCACACACAAGGAUCUCCUAUGCAAUGCGGCCAGCCAUUAAGUUAUUAUUUUCUAUGGCAGGACAGCAGGUGAAGGCACUUUUUGCCAACGGGCAGCGGACAGCAAUUGGCCCCCGAGGACAUUUCCUCUGCAAUCCAGACCCAUCCGUCUGGGAACAACCAUUGUAACAGUCUGUUCCUGACUAGCCAAUGAUACAUGAAACAAAAUAC
Messenger RNA from Thrips palmi, 1389 nucleotides. RefSeq lists its product as uncharacterized. Bases 1027 to 1347 code for a protein of 106 amino acids. The transcript has 2 exons. The record is from RefSeq and is a predicted model, not a curated record. Lineage: Eukaryota; Metazoa; Arthropoda; Insecta; Thysanoptera; Thripidae.